UGAGGUUAGGAGAGGACAGUAAAGUACAGGGAGGAGAGAGGGGUACGGGAUCGGCAAAUGACUACGAACCGGGAAUCAAACUCCGGUCGCCGAAAGUGCAUAAGCCCACUACACCAUCGGCUCAGACCUAUCAUCUUGUUUUGUGUGGGAUUCUGGCGGUUUCUGGCAUUACAAGCUUUUGUUGACCGUAGCAAGUUGGCAUAGUAAGGUUAGGGUUAGUUGACUGCAUCAUGCCGGAAGAGCCGCAGGCGCAUCUCAAGACGUUCUGCAAUCCAUUCCACUCCCUCUUGUAUGCCAGGUUUUUUUAAAGUGCACCUGUUUCAUUGCUAAUAAAACAACGUUAUUUAGUGUAUUUGGUUUAAUGCAGUGUGUUUGCGUGGUUUAUGGUUAAAAAGAAACAUUAUUUUCCACAUACCGUACAUUUUGUAGCUCCAGAUUUCCCUUUCUUCCUGAAACGCACUGAUUUGAAAAGCUCUGUUUCUCUGAUUGGCCAGCUAAUCUGUACAUUGUGAUUGGCCUAAAUACCUCUAAUGUCAGUCGGAAACGUGACGCUCCUUACUAUAUUUGAAAGAUUCGGUUGCUAACAGGAGUUAACUUACAGGCUGUGAGUCUGAAGCGGGAGGAAUUAUGAUAAUGUCGGUCUUGUUUACAUCACCAAUCCCAGGAAGUAAACUGUUGCCUACAAUCCGUGUGUUUGUUGUAGUCCAAGAAAAGAGAUUAACGUUGGAGACGAUAACUCGCAUCAUGGUUUACUUUGGGGUUUGUACCUUUUGCAUAUCAUUAACAUGAACUAAUACACACUUAAGGGCGAUUUAUAGUCGUGCGUAGGUCUAUCCGUAGCCUGUGCGUAGCUCUGCGUAGCCUGACGCGCCCCUCAUAAAAUUUCUAACAGCGUGUCGGCUCUACGCGGACGGCGACGCACAAGUAUAAAUGAAAACCGACGCGGAACCUACGCCGUUGCUACUACGCCGUAGGACCUACGCAUGACUAUAAAUCGCCCUUAACUUACACACCAAAGGAAAUUUAAAAACAUUAACCGGACCAUAGGUGCUCCUUAAUAAUAUUUACUGUGUUUGAAAAAAACCUGGUACACUGUUUGAUAACCUAAAUCACCCAGCACUAUGUCACCGAGCAGUUUUCAGUGUUUGUCUUGUAUAGAGAUUAUAUUGAGACAUUUAUGUUACGCAGAGGUGUAUUUCAAUGAGGGUUAGGGCAGGUUUCUUCUAUUUUCACCGCAUGACAACUCCCUUACAAAGUGUGGAUGAUUGAAGCUGCAUUGGCCUCGUGUUAAAUCCCCUCAGCACAGUCAUUUAACAAGCGAUAGAGAGGUAAUUCUGGAUGAAUUUCAGAAGCUGCCCUCAAACGCUUCUCUCGCCAUCAAACUCGACCCUCAAUGGUUAAGGGCCUCCCAAAUACGAAGGCGUUAUAUAUGAGUUCUCACUGAUGGGCUGAUGUGUGGUUUUGUAGGGGCCGGUAUCUCUCUGCCCCACCACAAUGACCUUGUGCUGAUUGGCCUGUGUCUGGUCUGAGCGUUUAUCUUUCUCCCUCUGCACUCUGAGUAUCGAUGCGGCAGCAUCAAGUCCCAACGUGCCGUGCCCAGGGUGCCACCAGCCCCUCCCCUCCCCGAGCGACGCUGCACACUCACGGCCUAAGAUCCAUCUCUUCUCCCGGAUGGAGACGUUCUUCCGUUACUCCUCGUGUUACCACAUUUCCGUGUCCCGGGUGCCAGCAUGACAUCGAUCUUGGGGAACGAGGGAUCAGCAUGCUCUUCCGCAACUUCACACUUGAGAGCAUCGUGGAGCGCUACAGACAGGCGGCCCGUGCGGCGGUGGCCAUCAUGUGCAACAUGUGUAAACCACCAGUUCAAGAGGCCACCAAAAGCUGCAUGGACUGCAAGGCCAGCUACUGCAAUGAAUGCUUCAAGAUGCACCACCCUUGGGGAACGCCUAAAGCCCAGCACGAGUACGUGGGGCCCACCGCCAACUUCAGACCAAAGGUGUUAAUGUGCCCUGAACACGAGAUGGAGAAAGUCAACAUGUACUGCGAGGUGUGUCGACGACCGGUGUGUCACCUCUGCAAGCUGGGCGGAUCUCACGCUAAUCACAAAGUGACUUCCAUGAGCAGUGCCUACAAGAUCCUUAAGGAGAAGCUGUCGAAGAGUAUCCAUUACUUAAUAAGCAAAGAGGACCAAGUGAGGGUUCAGAUUUCUGAGCUGGAGGUGUUGAUUCAUCAAACUGAGGAAAGCGGACAGCUCGCAGAGCGACGCGCCAACGAAUGCUUCGAACGACUCUUUGAGAUCCUUCAAGAAAGAAAAAGCGAGAUGUUGCGUUCCAUCGAGCAGUCGAGGACCCUGCGCGUGGAGCGUCUGCGUGCUCAGGUGGAGGGCUAUCAGGGGAUGCUUGAGAACAGCGGUUUGGUGGGCUACGCACAGGAAGUUCUCAAGGAGACCGAUCAGUCCUGCUUCGUGCAGACGGCUAAACAGCUUCACGUCAGGAUUCAGAAAGCCACAGAGUCACUGAGGACGUUCCAGCCGGCGGCGAACCCAUCGUUUCAGGAGUUUCUGCUGGACGCGACCGGGGCAGAAAUCUCACUCAAGGAUCUCAGCUUUGGGGGUGUUCCUGACCCUCCCGUGAUCGAUCUGUCCCGUUCACGUGUUUACAAUGAAGGUCUGAUCCACUGGAGGCUGUCUGAAGACGCUGUGCCAUCAGACCGUUACGUUGUAGAGUUCAGAAGUUUGAGCCGUGAGGACGGAGAGCCGGACUCCUGGAGGACGUCUGAGCCCGUGUUUGGCAGCAGUACGGUCGUCUCCGAUCUCGACAGCGACUGUCGAUAUGUCUUCAGAGUGAAGGUCUGUCGUAAUGACGUCUUCAGCCCGUGCGGUCCUGAGGUGAUUUUUCACACCCCUCCAGCGCCAGUGUUUGGCUUUCUGUUUAACGAAAGAUGUGGAUUCAAUACUGAGCGACUGCAACUGAGCAAACCCAGGGAUUCGGUGGAGAGCGCAGCUGGAAUGACUUUACUUCUGGCUGCUGAACGCGUGCAGACAGGAAGUUACAUCUGCCUUGACUACAUCACUGGAGAUACCGGCAUCUCGCAUGGACGCCAUUACUGGGCUUUCCGUGUGGAUCCCAAUUCAUACAUGGUGAAAGUGGGAGUGGCAUCUGACUCCAAACUAACAGAGUGGUUUCAUAACCCCCGCGAAACCAGCAGUCCCCGGUACGAUCAUGACAGCGGCCAUGACAGCGGGAGCGAGGACACCUGCUUGGAGACGUCACAACCCUUCACUUUGCUCACUGUGGGCAUGGGAAGGAUUUUUAUUCCCAAAGCCUCAAUCACUGCUUCCUCAGGGGAUCAGGGCAACCGCGUCCUCCCCAUGCCACAGAGAAUUGGAGUUUGCCUGGACUACGAUGCUGGUCGUGUCUUUUUCUAUGAUGCUGACACCAUGCGGUGCCUGUUUGAGAGACAAGUGGAAUGUUCUGGUACCAUGUACCCGGCGUUCGGGCUCUUGGGCGGUGGGGCGAUUCAUCUGGAGGAGUUUAUCACGGCCAAGUGGUUGUCAUACAUGUGAAAGUGUGUUUCGGAUGCUGGUUUCAUGCUUCUAAAUAACAGCCAAUCGUUAUGCGGUCGGUGAGUCUGAUUUGUGAGCUGAGUUCAACUUAAGACCCACGUGCCUUCGACAACAUCAGCCACGUAUCCACACAACACAUCAUCAGGUCUUGUGAAAAAACGCAUGCAACGCAGGGGCACUUUAAUACACAGUCACGUAACGCAAAGCCUCACGUUGACACUUUCUGAAUCAUGUGCACGUACACCAUGUUUUAUUCUUUCAUAGUUUACAUUCAGUUAAAUGAUCUUAAAAACAAGGGUUUCAAAGUUUAACACCGUAUGACAAAUCACACCUGAACCUGAUAGUUGAGUUGUGCACUAUUUAACUUUCUCUUUCUUUCUUUCUUUCUUUUUUUUAUUAAUGUAGCAGCACCUGCAGCACUAAGCAUUAUUACACCGUUAAAUGUUUCAAACUCCUGUGUUCAAAAUUUGGUGCUCAGCGUAACCAAAAUCUGAUUUAUAUUAGGCAAGUUAUAACACCUUUACUAUGCACUGUCUUUGACAUGGCUGAUAUCUUGACUUACCUUUACUAAAAUGGCCUUACUGAAUAACUACAGACAGAUUACUGGCUAGAAAAAGAGUUUUAGUCAUUCAUUCAUAGUGGCAGGAAGUGGGUCUGCAGACAAAGCGUCUAUAGCUUUUAAGCUACCUCUUAUUUAAAUCUUUGAUUAAUCAAAAGUGUGUUGUGUUGUUGUACGGCACUACUAGACUUGUUUUAUUUUGAACUCCUUUGGAGAAAACCUGAUGCUGAUGCGGUUGAUUAUUGAAGAUCUGCAUCAUCUUCAAGCCAGAAGUCUCAUCGUUUCACAUCUGAAGCGCAGGUUUGAGUAACAUUUAAAGGGACACUACCCUUUUUUGAAAAUAUGCCCGUUUUCCAGCAAACUUUUUUAAAAAAAGAGGGAAUUUUCAAAAAAAGUGGAGUGUCCCUUUAAGGACACAUCAUACUACUGAUGAGUGCGGUAUACUGGACAUUUAUUUUCCUCUUGGUCAAUCUCAUGAAUUAUUUUUAGCAGUAAAAACAAUGUAAUCCUACAAAUGGACAUUUAUAAUUGUGUGGUCACACUAUGUUAUGUCUGUUUAUGAGCAACCCAUGACCACUUUAAAUAAUUAAGGUUAUACAUGUGUGAGAUCAUUUUAAAAAGUGAUGUAUAAUUAAUAUCUGUGUGUUGUUUCCAAAUCUCCUGCUGAACUGAGAUGAUUGUGUGUGACUAUCUGUAAUAUUUACUCGUUCCUUUUCUUCUCCUUGUCCUCACACGGUCACCUUCAGAAAGCUUGCACUGGAUGUUUUUUGCGGUUGUGAUUGAACAUUAUUGUUUUGGGAACCUGUAACCAAAUGCUUUGAUUGUUUCGUAUAAAUGUUCGACUGAGUCUCCUAUGAACUGUUGCGGUUUGUAGCGUAUGAGUGUGACCGUGAUCUGAGGUCAAUAGUUAAGGGAAAACUUUGUUAUUCACUGGUAAACUAACCACUUUAGUUCUCAAGCGUGCACUUUAAAGCAUGUAAGCUCGUGGGCUUGAUGCAAGUAGAUUUAAAGCAGUUGUGAUAUCAUUUUAAACACAGCUGGCGCUGGAUAUGAUGCUUUAAUGGAAAUAAGAUAAUUGUCACCUGUCUUGAUGAUUUUAUUUUGAAUGUAGUGUGUUUUGUUUUUGGAUAAAAUAAAUGACUGUCCUUUUAA
Molecule: messenger RNA, 5276 nt
Organism: Paramisgurnus dabryanus
Lineage: Eukaryota; Metazoa; Chordata; Actinopteri; Cypriniformes; Cobitidae
Gene: trim36
Product: tripartite motif containing 36
Biological process (GO): acrosome reaction; spindle organization
Cellular component (GO): acrosomal vesicle
Molecular function (GO): protein binding; zinc ion binding; ubiquitin-protein transferase activity
Source: RefSeq, a predicted model, not a curated record